AUGGCAGAAAACGUCCACGAGCUAGGGGAAGAGCGGAUGAGGAUGCUAAAGGCCUUUGACGAAACAAAAGCCGGCGUCAAAGGCCUGAUGGACUCCGGCAUACGAAAAGUCCCGGAGAUUUUCGUGAGGCCGCCCGAGGAGAUUGCUUGUGAGGUGGCGCACAUAAACACGUCAGAAUUCAGGGUGCCGGUGAUCGAUCUUAGCCGCAUAGAAGCAGGUCCCGAAAGCCGAAAGGCGGUUGUGGAGCAGGUGACAGCGGCCUCGGGCACUUGGGGAUUCUUCCAGGUGGCCAACCACGGGAUUCCAUGGGACGUGCUCGACCGAAUGAUCGAUGGGGUCCGCGCGUUCAACGAGCUGGACGCGGACGAGAGAAAGAAGUACUACUCUCGGGAUUUCGCGGGCCGCGUGAGGUACGGCAGCAACUUUGACCUCUACAGUUCGAGGACCGCCAACUGGAGAGACACCUUGAACUUCAUAUUUCCCGACCAAAUCAACACCGAUGAAUUGCCUGAAUCUUGCCGGGAAAGCACGGUAGAAUACUCGAAGUAUGUACAAAUGUUGGGAAAUACACUGCUGGAGUUGCUCUCGGAGGCACUUGGACUAAAGCCAGACCACCUUCUUAACAUGGAAUGCUCAAAGGGGUUCCGGUUCAGCUGUCACUAUUAUCCGGCUUGUCCCGAGCCGGAGCUCACUCUCGGGACCUCUAAGCAUUCGGAUCCGGGAUUUCUUACAAUUCUUCUGCAGAGCCAAAUCAGUGGUCUCCAGGUUUUGCACCAGGGCCAGUGGGUUAAUAUUGAACCGAAUCCAGGGGUUUUGGUUGUCAAUAUUGGGGAUUUGCUCCAGUUGGUGUCGAAUGGGAGAUUCAAAAGCGUUAAACACAGAGUGGUGGCGAGGAGCAUUGGGCCGAGAAUAUCUGUGGCGUUCUUCUUGUCCGGGCCGGUAGGUGAGGUUAAGGUUUAUGGUCCAAUCGAAGAGAUGUUGUCCGAAGAAGAUCCGGCCAAGUACAGGGAGGUGAUGUUGAGUGAUUAUAUAAUGAGGUUUGUGAAUACGCCACUUGACGGCAACUUUGGUGUGGAUUAUUACAAGUUACCGUGA
Molecule: messenger RNA, 1095 nt
Organism: Striga hermonthica
Lineage: Eukaryota; Viridiplantae; Streptophyta; Magnoliopsida; Lamiales; Orobanchaceae
Source: the annotation of a GenBank genome assembly